This is a messenger RNA of Papaver somniferum (opium poppy), 804 nucleotides long. RefSeq names its product MATH domain and coiled-coil domain-containing protein At3g58210-like. The transcript has 2 exons. The coding region runs from base 1 to 804 and encodes 267 amino acids. NCBI's taxonomy places the organism in Eukaryota, Viridiplantae, Streptophyta, Magnoliopsida, Ranunculales, Papaveraceae. The record is from RefSeq and is a predicted model, not a curated record. Gene Ontology annotation, molecular function: protein binding.
AUGGGUAACUCCGGCCUUUUGAGUAUUGCAGAUACACAACAUGAAUUUUCUCCGAGACAAAGUAGUUGGGGUGUUGCAUCGUUGAUUCCUCUUAGUGAACUCAAUGAUCCUGGUAAAGGUUAUAUCAUAAAUGACACUUGUAUAAUUGAAGCCAAUGUGUCUGUUGUUCGACCUAUAAAAAAACAAAAGCUUGGGGUCCCUUUUAUGGAGAAGUCCAGUGGCAAUUUUAUAAAGGCACCAGAUGCAGAGACGCCAAACGAUGUUGCAACUAUUGAACCAUCCGAACUGUUAGGAAUAACAUCUUCUUUGCUCGAGUAUCCGUUAGCUGGUCAACUGUAUGAAGAGCCUCAAAACAUUCUAGAUGAGAACUUUGAAGAAAUCGGAGGCUUCAGUGUUUUGAGGACAGUCAUAUGGCUAAAAUAUGGUCACAUUGCUUCUAGCCAUGCUCCAACAUCUUCCUUAUAUUCUGCCGACAUCGCAUUGGUGACAGAUAUAAUGAUGUUUGUCAUUGAUAUGAACAACACCCGUUUCUCUAAGAUUUCUCCAUCAAGGAUCGACACAUGGGAACGUAAGCUAAGGAUGGCUGAGAAGCUCGAAUUCAAUAUCAAGUGGCUUCGUCAGCAUUUUGAGGUUAUUAAAAAGGUUUUCUAUGACGAUUAUCAGUCUAUGCAGGCAGAAAAGGCACGUUUUAUCCAAUUAGAAGAUGAAUUGAAGAAGGCACGAGAGACCAUAUCUGCUAUGGAGAUUGAGAGGGAAAAGUAUUUAGAAAAGGAGAACCGAUAUUUGUUUGAUGGGUCUUUGUAG